ACUCGAGGCGACAGGAAUCGCGAAAGAGUGGGUAAUGUGACGGGUAUUACUUUUAAAUACAUUGUCGAAACUCGCACGUGACUGUUCUCUAUUAUUUUCAUUGGUCGAUCGGUUUGAUUCUGCCAUGAGGUGCAACGAGACGAUCGAUAAGGCAUCCUCAGAAAUUCCACAUGCAAGACGCGUCCAAGAGGUAGCACUGACGAGGUGUGCAGCAGCGGGGGACGGACAAACUUUUCCCUUGUCCGUUACGUUACCGGAAGUGGGCCUAAUGGCGUCUGAAAACGAACCCGCGACCGAGGACAACUUUGAAGAUUAUUCGUGCGCAGAUGAGAUGCAGCUUGUUCAAAGAAACGAUAGCGAAUUGGGUACGCAACUGCGACGUAGCGGUUCCUUGAGGAUACCCAGGUCUUCCGAUGCCAGUGACGUCGAUCGUAAUCGAUUGCAUGUAUCGUCGUACGAUAGAAAAUCAUCAUCGCCAGUUACGUGGUCGGCGGAUAAAUCCGAUGACACGGCAGUUCGACCCGGCAGGCGGUCCGUACCUGCGAUCGACGCACCUGCGCCGGAAUACCUCGCCAGGAACCUCCUGCAACUCGGCUGCCCGGCCGUGUCGAUGCCCACACCUCGUGGCGGAGUAGGACCUGAGCCUCCGCACAGCAGCGACAGCGAUGAAUACUCGGCAACUCACGGCCAUCAGCAGCAAGUGGGUCAUGGUCAUGGUCAAGGGCAGGUGGAUGCGUGCAGCGUGCCUAAGGUCCACGUGUCGGGACCACCUAACAAUGAUGAAUCCUCUUCCAUCAUCAAUGGGUCUGCGGGGUCCAUAGGAGCACGAUCGGCGCCCAGCACGCCUCUUCAAGUAGUCCCUGGUGGGCAACAAGCUGGCCAGCAGUCGAUUAGCGGCUCCCAGCUUACUGUGGCCACUGCUAAUACUUCUCAGCCUCCGAGGAGUCCAAGCCACACGGCCUUGAGAUGUAACGAUAGUCAUCUUUCAAAACCGCUCAGCAGAAGUACACCAUCAAUGGCAGCUGGUAGUAUCGCACAGACUCCAGGAAAGGUUAGCAGAUCUUCGUCUACAUCGUCGCCAACGACUACCAGCAGCGCGAGACAGAAGAAAUUCCACAGGCAUUUCUCUCAGAAAAGCAAGUUCGAACGGGUAGCUGCGGACGAGCGCGUAUUGAACUACUAUAGUUGUGCGCUGGUAGGCGAUAUCCUGCUCCAAGGGCACCUCUACAUCACGCCGAACUACUUCGCCUUUUACAGCAACGUAUUUGGCUACGUAACGAAGCUGCUGAUACCGACGGUCUCGGUGUUGAAGAUCAGCAAAGAGAAGACCGCGCGAAUCAUUCCGAAUGCGGUGGCGAUCGCUACCGAGGAGGAGAGGCACGUAUUCUGCUCCCUUCUGUCCAGGGACUCGACCUUCAAGCUGAUGAAACAGGUUUGGGAUGCCGCCAUGGAGCCAGAACCGUCGCCCAAGAUUCUCCCGCUUGUGGUCGAGCAAAAGCACCUUGUACCGGACACACUGGUGGUCGACGACUCCGAGGUGAACCCCGAGGAGGACGACUCCAGCAUGUCCGAGAGCGGCACGGAUCUCAAUUCCAGGCCCCCGACCGUCUGCACAGACACGGAUGGUGUUACGCCCUCGCUCAUUACCAGGCCCAGCUUGCCAGUGGAGUCAUUGCCGGUACCAUUGCUUCCAGCUACAUCCAGCAGACCGAAUGUUAUGUUGUCCCUAUUCACGGGCGGACUGAAAACUAGCACAGUGAUAGCUAUUCUGAUAGCUCUUUUAGCGGCUCUCUACGUGUCGGCGGCACUGAUGAUGUUUCGCAUCGACAGGUUGCACACAGCGUAUCUCAACCAUCCUCUCGUUUCGCCGGAACGUUUCACGCAGGAUCGGCUGUUGCAUUAUCUAAACACAAAUCUUGAUCAAAUAAUGAAGGUGCGACAGAGUUUGCAGACGUUGUCACAGCAGAUGGUGACGAUGAGCCAAAGCAGUGAAACGGAUUCGAGCGUGUCCGGCGGCGUGGCGGAACCGGAAGACGCCCCGAGUUAGCCCCCGACGAAGCUGAAUAAUUUAACGCAACCAAAUAAUACGAGUCCCCGGUCGCCUCGCUAGCGUAUGAAGCGUCUCGUAUUAAUACGUCGUUGUCUUCGUCGGUCGGCGUCGAGUAUUUUGGCGCGCGAACACGAUCGGUGCGACUGAUUGACGGUGUCGCUUCGACGGUCCUCUAUAGGCAUUAUUAUUAUUAGUACCUAGACUUCGAAGGUUCUGACGAUAGACAGUUCGUAAAACGGCAAACAAACCAAAAAUAAAAAAAAUAAAAAACACCCCUCCAAA
Molecule: messenger RNA, 2332 nt
Organism: Colletes gigas
Lineage: Eukaryota; Metazoa; Arthropoda; Insecta; Hymenoptera; Colletidae
Product: GRAM domain-containing protein 2B-like
Exons: 9
Coding region: 125-2047 (640 amino acids)
Biological process (GO): intracellular sterol transport
Cellular component (GO): endoplasmic reticulum-plasma membrane contact site; plasma membrane; endoplasmic reticulum membrane
Molecular function (GO): sterol transfer activity; sterol binding
Source: RefSeq, a predicted model, not a curated record